ACACCGGCGCGCGCACAGCCUCCCUCACACAGUGUCUCUCCCUCUCUCUCUCUCUCCCUCUCUCUCACACACACACACACACACACACACACACACACACACACACACACACACACACACACAAAUACACACAAACACACACACUGACAUAGUCAGACAAGAGAUUCCCGGCCACGUAAGGAGCUAUUAAUACCGACCGUGGCGGCGAUGCAGGCUUCUUGAGCUAGGGCUCGGCCCCGGGCACUCUGGGUGCCCCUUCGCUUCCCUCCGCACCGAGGCGCCUCAUACUCGCCCCCCAGCAGAGUCCCAGAGGGGCCUCUCGCCUGUUUUUUUUCAAACUGUCAAGACCCCCUCCUACCAUUGCCCUCCCCCCCACCCCGGAGAAUUUCCGCCUUGGGCUCUGGAGAGGGGACACAAGGAAAGAGCCCAGGACUCGCAUCGCGGCAGACAGGCAAAGCAACCCUUGCUUCUGGACAGGCAGAGAAGAGACAGAGAGCUAGAGAUCCAGAGCGGUGCGAGACCUGCUCGGGAGGACGAGCCAUCUGGGCCUGAGCUGAGAAGCGGGGGCUUGGAGUUGGACAGCCCUCUGUCCGGUCCCUUCCACCCCACGCUAGGGGUGUGUGCGGCCACUGGGCUAAGAGCCCCGGAGGGGCCUCUGGGAGGCUCGCGCCGGCACGGAAGCACGGGGAGAGCCCCUGCCUCUUCCAGACUCGCUCCAGGGAGUUGAGGACAGCACUAGAGGCGACAGCUGCAGGGGCCAGAGGUGGAGAGGCAUGAGCCUCCUCUGAAUCCAGGCUCUCCUUCUCCGGCCGAGGACGCCCCGGGCUGAGCGCCCCACGAAGUGGGCUGGGCCGCCAGGCUCGCGUCCAGUCGCCACUUCAGAAGCCGCUUUUGUUGGCUGUGCUGUGCGCCCGCGCGCCAGUCGGUCCGUCUGUCCACCCACCCGCCGGUCUGUCUGUCCGUCUGUCCGACCGCCACAAGUUCAAUGCUCCCUCGCUAGUUAGUGGAGCGUUUGAGGGGAGCCUUCUCUCGCUGGGAAAAGGUGAAGACGCCAUCUACAGUCAAAACGUAGACAACUUCUCUCCUCGCCUCCCCACGCCCCCCACCAAAAAAAAAAAGGAGGAGGGGGACCCACGGAUCCUGUAUGCUGUGCUCGGAGUUGCGGAGCCUCGCAGGCUGCAGCUUUCUUGUUUCUUUCCACGCUGUUUGGGCUUUGACUUUUCUUCCUUCCUUCCUUUUUUUUUAAUACGGUCCUCUGGCAGCCUGGACCCUGGGCCCGCUGACCGCACGGCCUCGGACCCUGCCUCCCUCCGGCCACUGCUGCAGCUCGGACUUUCUUUCCUCGCCUCGGAAUCCUCCCUCAGGCUCCCCAGAGACAGUCGAACGUUGCAGUUCGCUGCGUUCUGAAGCCGGCUACUUUGUUUCCCUCGCCGCGCACGUUCAGAAACAUUAAAAAAAAAAAAAAUCAGCGUUUGAACGGCGGUUUCAGUCCAUCGCCCGCAGCGGCGGCGGCGGCGGCAGCGGCGGCGGCGUUGUUCCGUGCUGGGAACAAAAGGGGCCGCUCGCCGACCCGCCCGCCUGCGGAGAAAGUGCUCCCCGGACCCGCUUUCCCAGCGGCAGAGGUGUCCAAGCUACCCGGCUCUUUCUUUGCCCCUCGGAUUUCCUAACUCUUCCUGCACGCAGCCCCCUCCCCUUCCCUCUCUUCUCUUCUCUACCCUCACUUCCCCCCCACCCCUUUUUAAUCUCUAACACAAAGGCGCCUGCAGCCGGACUCGCCAGCGAUUGUAACCCGUCCCCACCGGGUUUUGUUGUUUGCGUGUGAUCGCCACCCUCAUGAACAUACAAAGAUCCACCCCGAUCACAAUCUCACGCUAUGGGAGACCGCGGACCAAAACCCAGGAUUUUGAAGAGCUGUCGUCCCUGAGGUCCACCGAGCCCAGCCAGAGCUUCAGCCCUAACCUCGGCUCCCCGAGCCCGCCGGAGGCUCCCAACUUGUCGCAUUGCGUUUCCUGCAUCGGGAAAUAUUUAUUGCUAGAACCUCUGGAGGGAGACCACGUUUUUCGGGCUGUGCAUCUGCACAGUGGAGAAGAGCUCGUGUGUAAGGUGUUUGAUGUCAGCUGCUAUCAGGAGUCUCUGGCUCCCUGCUUCUGCCUACCUGCCCACAACAACAUCAACCAAAUCACCGAAAUCCUUCUUGGGGAGACCAAGGCCUAUGUUUUCUUUGAACGGAGCUAUGGGGACAUGCAUUCCUUUGUGCGAACCUGCAAGAAGCUAAAGGAGGAGGAAGCAGCCAAACUCUUCUAUCAGAUUGCUUCUGCUGUAGCUCACUGUCACGAUGGGGGACUGGUCCUUCGGGACCUCAAGCUUCGAAAGUUCAUCUUCAAGGAUGAGGAAAGGACCAGAGUGAAGCUUGAGAGCCUGGAAGAUGCAUACAUUUUGCGAGGCGGCGACGAUUCCUUGUCCGAUAAGCACGGCUGCCCAGCCUAUGUGAGCCCGGAGAUCUUGAACACAAACGGCAGCUACUCUGGCAAAGCCGCGGACGUUUGGAGCCUGGGCGUCAUGCUCUACACCAUGCUGGUUGGACGCUACCCUUUUCAUGACAUUGAGCCCAGCUCUCUCUUCAGCAAGAUCCGGCGUGGCCAGUUCAACAUUCCAGAGACUCUGUCCCCCAAGGCUAAAUGCCUUAUUCGUAGCAUCCUGCGGCGGGAGCCCUCUGAGCGGCUGACCUCACAGGAAAUUCUGGACCAUCCUUGGUUUUCAACAGAUUUUAACGUCUCAAAUUCAGGAUAUGGUGCUAAGGAAGUAUCUGACCAGCUGGUGCCGGAUGUGAACAUGGAAGAAGACUUGGACCCUUUUUUUAAUUGAGCAUACUUAAAGACUCAGUGUUUAGAAGGUACGCGAGUCACAUGAAGGAUCCCUUCUUGACUGAGUUCUACCACCCCCUCAUAUCGGCCUAGCUUGGUAGCAAAAGAGGGACACACUCAUGAGCUGCUGGGUGCAAGGAAAGAAGAUCCGCCCUAUGAGAGCUGCCCUACCCCACCACAUGUAGCAUGGGGGGAUAACCAAGGCUGGGCUGGGGUGGGCCAGGGCAGAACUCUGCUAUCAGGAUAGAUUGAUGGGAGAAAAGGCAAUAGGGAGAGGGCGUGACUCCCCUCGACGUACCUUGGCUCCAAGGAGACGGCACAUGUCAACUCUCAAUUCCGGGGGCAGCUCUCGACCACUCCAAUUUCUGUUUUGAUUUGCAGAUCUCAGUGGGAUAAAAACUUUCUUUUUUCCUUUUUUGCCUCAGACACACAUCUUGGCAUCGCACUGUUAGUAUUUAACUCCUUGUCAUUUAUUCAGGGAAGGGACAAUUGGCCGACGAUUUUUACUUUUCAAGAAAACAAACCAACCUGUCUGAUAACUAAACAGGACUCACUCCAACACAAAAUGAAAGCUGGUACAAAAUGGUCUGGCGUGUGUAAAGUGGGUGCUAAAAUCUAACCCAGGAAGAGUUCAAUUCACAUCUGAGCUGUUUCUUCUAAGUCAACUAGUUAAUAUUCUCGUCGGGAGUUGACAUAGAGUGCUUCGUGCUUCUCCUGGGGAAGGGUCUCUCCUUCAGCAAACCCUUCUGUUUUGUGUUGAGUGGGUUGUCACAGGAAGCCAUUAGGACUCUGAAAUUCCAGCAGAGUUACUGCUACAAGAGCUAAUUAAUGUUUUUUUAAUAGAAAAAGAGAGGGAUGUUGAGAAACAAGGCUAGAGAAAUGCGAAGUCAUCUUGUUGUUCAUGGAAUAAGUUGGGAACACAGGCUUCCCUGUUUGCCAUGCUUGUUACUAGCAAAUGGGCCAGAGAGAACAGGGCACUGGUAAGUCACCGUGUGACUUUGGUCUGGUCCUUUCUCGGCCUCAGUUUCUUCCUCCGUAAAACGAGAGGGUGAUUGCUCAAAUCCCUUCCAACUCUGCCAUCCUAGGUUCCAGGUUCCCUCCUGGCUCUCACAUUGGACUCUUCUGUGAUUCCCAGCGUUGGGUUUUGAUACAACAGCAUUACAAGUGGUUGGCCCCAGGGUAAAAUCCAGGGUCAGUUCAGAGAGGAUCCCAGCCCUGACUGAGCUGGUCUUCUGCCCCACUGGAAUGGGGAGUUAACUAGCUUGUGGCUUCUGAUUUAGAACAGCAGCCCGCCAUCUUCACACUCAACAGAGAGGAAAGAUGCACCUUCAUUUUGUAUCGUAUGGUCCGGAAUCAUUCUAUUUAUUAAGGAAAAAGUCACCGUUGUGAUAGAUGAAUGCCAGUAUGUCAAUUACGGGUUCACCGGGAUGACAUGUUACAUGCUGUAGCUGACAAUGAUCCUUCUUUUUAUUUUUUUCCUUCCCCUGUUUGGGUAUUUGUCCCUGAAAUGACUGUUUCUUUGGCUUUCCUCGGUAGCUAGCUUUCUUUGAUUUAGCCUGGCAGAUCCCCGCUUUUCUCUUGCUGUAUGAUAAGGAACUCCCUUGGCCUCCGUCUUUGUGUUUCUAGUAUGUACCUCAUUGUUGGGACUUGAUUGCUUGUGUGUGUGCUUUGUGAAAUGGUCACAUUUUCUGGGUAGGUAACACGUGGACUCUCUAGGAUGUAAAUGUUACUUGAAUUUGUGUUUUGUUAGAGUAUGUGGCAUGUACAUGCAGAUGCUUGGAUGCUCCCAACCUGCCCGGCAGGAUAUAACACGGUCACACUCGCAAGACAACCGUUCCCAGGAGACAGAGCUGCCGCCAACCUGCCCUCGGUUUCAUUUUGGUCACUGAGACUCUCUAAAGGAGGAAUGUUUUAUUUUAUUUCAUUUUAUUUUAUUUUAUUUUAUUUUAUUUUUUACACUCUGAAGAUGGUGCUGUGUCAAGAAGGACCUUUUUUUUUCCCCCCUGUUUGUUUGUCUGUCUGGUUUCUCCCUCCCCCUUCCCCUCCCUGCCUUAUUUUUUUAAAGUCCCUUGUAGGAAGAAAGAUCGGUGAUGUGCAUGGCGGGGCUCUCCACCCUCUGGUGCUUUGUCACAGAUUUCGAUUUCAUGUUUUUGUCCUAAUCUCUUCAAUAAAUAAAAUUGUGCAUAUUUAACUAAAA
Molecule: messenger RNA, 5061 nt
Organism: Trichosurus vulpecula (common brushtail)
Lineage: Eukaryota; Metazoa; Chordata; Mammalia; Diprotodontia; Phalangeridae
Gene: TRIB2
Product: tribbles pseudokinase 2
Exons: 3
Coding region: 1834-2865 (343 amino acids)
Biological process (GO): regulation of MAP kinase activity; positive regulation of proteasomal ubiquitin-dependent protein catabolic process; protein phosphorylation
Cellular component (GO): nucleus
Molecular function (GO): ATP binding; mitogen-activated protein kinase kinase binding; protein kinase activity
Source: RefSeq, a predicted model, not a curated record